Hermetia illucens (black soldier fly) is the source of this 999-nucleotide messenger RNA. Its product is annotated as FUN14 domain-containing protein 1. Gene Ontology annotation, biological process: autophagy of mitochondrion. Lineage: Eukaryota; Metazoa; Arthropoda; Insecta; Diptera; Stratiomyidae. Gene Ontology annotation, cellular component: mitochondrial outer membrane. The record is from RefSeq and is a predicted model, not a curated record. The transcript is spliced from 4 exons. Bases 273 to 788 code for a protein of 171 amino acids.
GGCGCCUGCUUUGUGCCGUCGCUCGUCGUUUUGUUUUCCCGUUUUUUUUGUACAGGUUGGGGGCAUUUGUUGCACCGAUGCCUAAAUUUAAGAAUGAUUUCAUGCGUUUAAAAAAAUCCUGCAAAAUCGUACGUCGGGUUUUAUUAUAUAAUAUUGGGUGUCUCUGAAAAGUAAACAUUUCUAAUCUACCGCGGAAGGAUUAAUUUCGUUGGCGUCGCGAAAUCCCAGGCUCGGGUUCUUUUCAUUGCCUACACUCCGGACCUAAGAAAAUCAUGUCAAGCACAAGUUCUGCUGUGGAUCGGCUAAUGGAGGAGGCGGCACGUGACGAUCGCAACUGGUUCCAGAAAAUGUUCGUGGAUAUCAGCGGCAAGGCGGCCACCACACAAAUAUGCAUUGGGGCAACCACCGGAUGGAUUACUGGUUUUGCGCUUGUCAAAAUUGGUAAAAUGGCUGCAUUAGCUAUCGGCGGAACCAUUGUUUUUCUUGAAAUUGCAAACGAAAAUGGCAUUGUUAAGAUAGAUUGGGGCAAAGUAGAAAAAGAAGUGGAUAAGGUAACGGAUAGAGUGGAAGAGGCCGUCACUGGAAACAAAAAGUCCUGGAUGGAUAAGGCUGAGCGCUAUGUCGAUCGUAAAAUCGAUACUGCUGAGGAUUUCUUCGGUAGGAAACUUAAACCUAGACGAUGGUACACUAGAUUUAUUGGUGAUGAAACCGGAGUAAAAUUUAAUAGCCUUCAUUUGUUCGUAAUGGGCUUUUGUGGUGGAUUGGCCAUCGGAGUAUACGCAUCCUAAAUUUUGUUACUAGCAACAUCCAGAAAUAAUUACACAUCGUAAUUUUAAGUUUUGCUUAGAUCGGCAAUUUUCGUGAGAUGAACUCUGUAAUUGUCAUGUAAUUUCAUACUAUUAAGCGAUCCAAAUUGUCUUUUCUUAUAUUAAUGUAGGUUUAAAAUUUAUUUUAAUCAAUCCAAAGUUGAAUGAUAAAAGUUUUAGAAACAAAAUCCAU